CCAACAACACUAAAAUGUCACAAAAUGUGUUAUUCCAAUCGAAAACAUCGAAUUUUGUUCAUUUUCUUCGGGAAAAAAUCAAGAAGAAAACAAAACGACUACAAUGCAAUAGAAGGUAACGCGGCGAAAAUCGCAUUUAACUUGUGACAUACGAAUUAUUGCACAAGUAGUCAAUUAUUCGCCGUCGGAUAUAGAUAUUGCUAAAGUUUGCUGUACAAGUAAAGUGCGCCGGGGUAAAUAAUUCAUCAAGAUUCAUAAUUUUCAGUAACGAGUACAGCACGUAGACAUAAAUUUUGAAUAAUUACGCGAGUGAAAUAAGUAAAAUUUUAUAAAUUUUGCGCGUCGCAAACGGUGUAAUAUAGAAGAAGUAAGGGCGAUUACCAGGCAGCCCCAUGUGAAAAAAGAGGAAUAUUCGCAGUGAAAAAAUGAGUUCUGUGAUUGUGGUCGACUCAUCCGACGAAGAAGAGGUGCCAGCAAAAAGAGCCUUCAUAGCUCCUUCAAUUCCAGCCACAAUAACUCCAAUAAAAGGAACAACAACACAAUGUCCCGCAAACGUGUCAACAAAUCAACUCAAGCACAAAAAAAUAAAAUCGCGUCCUAUACCAAGCGGCAUUACAAUCACACGCCGCAGUCCUAUAAAUGUGACCUCAUCGAGCUCAGCCAGCAACAACGCAAACCCGCCUGCUGCUGCAGGCUCAAAUGCCACGACUAACAUGAGUGAUUCGUUAUCAGCUAAAAUUUCAGCGGCAACAGCGGCUGCAACUAGCAAACUAAAUUCGAUGCUGUCCAAAACAACGAUGCCCAGUCUUCUAAAAUUGAAUGCAGCUUCUUCGAUAAGCAAUGUUAAAGAAAGACAAACGCCCACACCACCAAGGCAGAUGCCGCAGCAGCUAAACCAAAAACACCAGCAACAACAUCAACUGCAGACUACAGUGAAGCAAAACCAACAAAGGCCACCACAGCAAGGGUUACCGCUUUUAUCACAAUUGCCGCAGUUGCAACCAUCGCCCUCGGUGUUACGCAAACGUUUAUCGACAACAGCGGCGUUGCCUACGCAACAAUUGCAAGCACAGCAACAACAGCUGCCAAAGCUGCAGAAAUCGAAACAGCAGCAAAAUCCCCCUAAAUUGCAGCAACCACAGCAACUACAGCAAAGGCCGCAAUUGUUUCAACUCGAGCCACAUGCACGCAAGCUAAACACACCACCUGCCACUAUCACAGCUAUUGGAUCUGGCAGCGCUUCAACAGCUUCCACAUCCAAUGCGGCGCUACUCCCACUGAUCUCAACAGUACAAUCAAUGGCGGCAGGUGCGACACCACCGCUUCAACUGCUUGCUACACCACCACAUAGUGCGGCAACAACAUUUAGCGAUCAGCAACUAUUCAGCCCAAAACUAAUGCAUACUACAUGCAGUUUGCCGCCAUCGACAACGGUAACAGCCGCCCGACCCCAAGUGUCCAGCAGCACCAAUAUCAGCAAUAGCAAUAGUAACACUAGUGGUAUAAUCAAUAAUAACAACAAAAACAUUAAUAAUAAUUUUAAAAUUAUGUUACCACCAAAAAGUAGCAACAGCAGUGCGGUUGGUGUAAAUCUCACGACAUCGUCAAUGGCUUCAACACCGGCAACGACUUCAAUGGCCACACCAGUAGCACUACAGCAGUCUAAUUCCGGGCCGCGUAUAGCCUAUGUGAAUAGCCUGGCGACACAAAUCAGCCCAACGAUCAAUAAAACAAACAGCAACAGUGCGGGCAAUUACGCCAACAAACCCAGAGCUUCAACGGCAGCGGUAGUGCCGAUUGCAAUAACAGCGGCCCCACAACUGGCAUCAAUAGGGGUUCCUCCGACAUCAGGCACAAACGUAUCAACACCUUUAUCCACGAAUGCAUUAUCGAGUGUUCGACGCGUCAAACCGACGACGUUGCUACGUAAAAACGAUGAGGCAUGGUUGAAGCGCACCUGUGCCACAACAACUGCAAACAAGUUUAAUGAUGACGACUUAGUAUUAGAACUGUUGCCGCAUUCCGCCAAUUCUAAAGCGCAGCCUCAAACGACAGCACAGGUAGCAGCAGAUGCAGUUCAAAACUCAACAAAGCCACAAACACUACCAAUGCAAAAGACACCAGCAGCGUCAGUUUCUAUCCCUAACAAACCUACAUUUGUAAGCACACAAAAAACGGCACUAAAUAAAUCAGCCUUUCCACUGAAAAUAGAUCUAACAGAGUCACCUACUAAGCAUAGUGCGUCUAGAGUCACAGAAAUUAUUACAAUUUCGCCAACGACUUCGCCAUCAACAUCAGCCAAAAAUAAGCCUACCGAUCUAAUUGUAAAUGGAGAUGCCACUACGCAAUCAGUGAAAAGUAACUCUUCGAAUUCCAAUGAAAAAAUAAAGUCUUCUGAUGAGCGACCACCGCUUUCAAGUGAUUAUGAGGAGCUGUUGAAGGUUUGUCGAGAAGCGGACUCGUCGGCGGACAUGCAGAAGCUCGUGAAGACGAAACUAAUAAAAUACUAUUAUAAUGUGCAUCCCGAUUUCGUACGUUCCAAAGGCUUUAGCAAGAAUUUGCGCACAGUUAUUGCAAAUAUACAGAAGGAACCGGAUUUAGUAUACCUGCAUCUAAAGACAAUUGUUGACGAAUUGAAAGUGCGCAGCAAGAACAUAGAAGCGGUGUCUACUGUGGUGGUAACACAGGAUGAGAAAGGUGAUAGCGCUGGUGAUGGUGGUGGUAAUAGUGGGAACGCUGGAGAAAGAGUUAGAGACACCGGUGGAGGCGGAGAAGAAGGGGCAAGCGGUGGAGGGCCGGCCGAUGACAUAAGUAGUACUGGCAACAAACACACUGACGAACAGAUAAAAAAAUUGAAUAAAGCACUGUAUAUACUGACAAAGCGUAUAGAGGUGCUAGAGUCAGCCGAAGUCGAUUGGGAAGAUGAAGAUUCAAGCUAUCUACAAGUGGAGCGUUUCAAAAAACGUGCUUGUCAGAUUUAUGAAAAAAUUUGUGAUCUUACCGGGGAGAGCAAGAAUGCGCAUCGUUUGGUAAAAAAACCAAUACAUUUUAAUGGCACCACCUACACACAAUUCAAUAAGACACUGCAGGCGUACGUUAACCGUACAAAAGAGUUUCCCGACUACUUCGACGUGCUGCGUAUGCUUGAACACUGCAAUCGUCAGUAUGACUAUGCUUUGGCAAAUUUCGAAAUGAAGCGCAUCGCGCAUGACGCCUUCAUUAAGGUCGGGAAGUUGCUGCAGUCGCGCCGUAAGACUGAUCUUUACGAGACCGUUACACAUUUCACAGCCCACGAAAAAGAUCCAGCCACCAUAGAUCCCGCGCUACAAGCAAAGCUAAGCGAGAACCAAAAGAAACGAACACGUAUAAGUGAUGUGAUUGAGAAAUUUGCGCGCGAACAGGAUAUGAUCAAGGAAGAGUUGAAAGAAGCACGCCAGGCCAAAGUGGUGAAGCGCUUAAGGAGCGAGAGUGGCGAUGACGAUGAAGAUGAUGGGGUGCCCAGCACUAGUGCGAGCGCUGCAAAAGCUGCUGCAAUUAGAAAGAGAAAGCAUAAAAAGGAAAAUGGUGACAUUGUGAAUGCUAAUGAAAGCGGUGGUGACAAUGAUGAGGUGGAUGAUGAAGAGGAGGAGGAUGAUGAAGAUGACGAUGAAGAGGAUGAUGAAGAGCAAGUGAAUGGCAGUGAUUUAGAGGCUGAUGUUGAAAAAUUAGCCAACGGUGAUCUAUCUGAUGUUGAGUCGGAUGUGGAAAUUGUAAUUAAUAGCUCCACAGACGAAAUAAAUAAGGAUCCUAAACUAAUCAGUAAAGAUGCGGAACAACAACAAGCUGCAAAAGGCAAAAAUUCGACAGCUGUAACUGGAACUGAAACGACAACAACGUGCACGAUAACGAAAAAUAAAGUGAAAUUAGAUGUUGCUCAAAGGACACUAUGUGUGGCUACAGUCACAAAGCCAACAGUAACGUCUACUCAAUCGAAAAUGUCUGUAAAUACUAAUGUAACGAGACAAAAGACUGCAGAUCCAUUAGCCAGCUCUACACCAAAAUUAUACGCACAGUCCAAUAUACGGACGUCAUCCCCAAAAACGGAAGUUGACGGCAGUAAGCAAGCGGCGGCAGCCAUAGCGAAUGGGCGCAUGAAGAGUGUCACACAAAGCAACAGCAGCAGUGGCAGCAGCAGCAUUAAGUCAACAACACAUGCACCAACCAUCAAAAUUGUUUCCGUCUCAAGUUUAAAAAACAAAGUAGAUAUUGUGGCUAGUAACGAACCUGGUAUAGCAGCCAAACAGGUUAUUCGGCAUAACGCCACGUUGGUGGAAACACAACCGCAAUCGCAAUCGCAACCACAAAAGCAAACUGCAACAGCAAUCAAACGACAACGAACAGUUGCGGAAAUUGUCAUCUCCGAUGAGGAAUCGUAGUUGUGACUGCAAGCGUUGCAGCAAUUUACCUAAAUUGACUGCAAAAAAUUGUUUUUAUUUUUUGUGAACCUACAGUAUACAACUAAAUUAUUAUGCUAAUCUCCAAUAUGGAUUUCGUUCGCUUUUUUAUGGCUCAAAUAAUUUUCAUAUACAGGUCUAAGCUGGAUAUCUUAGAUUUCCAAGCAUAUCGUGGCGCAACUGUAGACAGUCAUGAAUUACUAUAGUUGGUUUUGCCUUUUUGCCAUCCUUAGGUAGUAUAAAUGACAACACAAACAAAACACGUUCUUACAGGUUUAUAAACUACGAUUGUUUGCAAUGGAUUUGCAUAUCUGCUCUCAGAAUUUAUGCCGUUUUGUUGUUUUUUUUUUGGUUUGUGUCGAAAGUGUUGGUUAAGACUGUUCCCCCGACGCUCGGUUCUACGUAACCGGAACUACCCGGAUUUACUAUAUAUCCAGUCAAGGACUGUCGCUCUAGCAGCACUCCCCGCACAUGUAUGGGGAAUGUUCUACUGUUUUGCAUAUAUUUCUCAUAUUUCUUGACUAACUCGACUGGGGCAAGCGUGAUAAAGACAAUCCUUAUGAAUAUCUGUGCACUUUUGACAAAACAACUUAAAUCGACUUGACACUCUGUACCAGAGAAUCACUAAAUUUCUUGAUUUUAAUGUAUUAAUUCCAUUAUAAUAAAAGUUUAAUGAAAAUAUUAAAGUUUUUUUUUUUAAUAACCCUGAUUUAUUGAAAAGCAGGCAAAAAUGUCUUAAGUCAAAUCAGUUUUUGUUCUCGUCAAUCAUUCACAAAUUCUUUAUAAUGCUCCAAUCGUACAACGUACGAUUCGCGAAAAAUUCCUGCGAAUUUAAAAUGUUUUUCGUAUAAAUAUGGAUUGUUAAGACUAUUUCAGCACAGGGUUGUAAUUGCAGAUUUGUAAUGCCACUGUGCGCGUACAGUUUUUGGCCGGUGCAAUGGUUCUGGAACUAAUACCCGUUAGGAACGAGUUACAGUUUGCAAUAUUUUCUUUAAUAUUGAACUUCUUAACUUUGUAUUUAUAACUUUUACAAAAGCCAUCUCUUAUCUAUGUGAAAACAACUCCGCCAAUUGAAGUUUAAGCUGACUUAGCUGGUAAACAUUUCACUGUAAAUAUACUUGAUAAGAAUUCAUAUACCAUACAAAUGUAUACUUUUGUUAAAAACAUUUUAUAAGAAGUGCUGGAAUAUUUUUUUACUCCCCUCACUCACAUUAAAUAUUUGCUAAUAGCAAAAUAUGAAUAAAUUCCUUGGGAACAAAAACAAAAAAAAAGGUUUACGAUUACAAAACUCAAGAGUAGGGAUGUUGCAAGCACUCGGUAUUUGAUUUAUUAUACAAAUAGCUUUAACUACUGCGUAUUUUCAUAAACUUACAAAAAACAUUUAAACUUAUUUACUGAUAUUUCAAACAUCCCUACGUACAUCGAGUGCAAGUAGCUUAAAAUUUUAACUACCGGUUAUGUGUGUACAUAAAUAUUUAUAGAUAAAACAUGCAGCAGCAAACAAAUGAAAUGGACUGCAUGCACAAAUAUAUAUGUAUGCAUGCCCAUGGGCAAUAAUGUAAAAACGAAACACCUUAAAUCAUAUACUAUGUGAGAAAAUUUUUCAUUUAACUGUAAAUUGGAAAUCUAAAUAUAGAAAUUUAAGAAAAUAAAUAAAUUAUAAACAUAUAGGAUAACAUGCAGUGAGAA
Anastrepha ludens (Mexican fruit fly) is the source of this 6122-nucleotide messenger RNA. RefSeq names its product daxx-like protein. The record is from RefSeq and is a predicted model, not a curated record. Gene Ontology annotation, molecular function: histone binding. The transcript is spliced from 5 exons. NCBI's taxonomy places the organism in Eukaryota, Metazoa, Arthropoda, Insecta, Diptera, Tephritidae. The coding region runs from base 426 to 4415 and encodes 1329 amino acids.